AAAAAUUAGAGAUGUUAUACAGAGAUGUUAAAUGCUCACAUGCUCUAUUUACCCUGUGUGUGUGUUUUUUAAAUAUUAUUUUAGUGAUUGGCAUCAUUUGACGGUUGACCGGCGGGGGGCGCCAUACAGCUAGCCUAAGCUGUUACACACCGGAAGCGUGCGACAAAAACAAAACAGAAGAAAGCGCGCGAAGGCUUGUAAAAUUAUAAAAGGAAGACUUCACCCACAGGGGAGCGUCAGAGUUUUGGCCGGGCUGAAGUUUUUUAGUUGUUGUUUUUGAUUUUUUGGGAAAGAGCCGACUGGACGCUAAAGGAUUAUUGGACGGGGCAGUUCACAUGCCUCCUGUUACUAGCCACCGAUAAAGUCCCAUUUGGUGUGUUUUUAGGAAAAGACAGGAACAAAACUAUAUUUCUAAAGAAAAAUAAUAAUAAUACGAAGGGAAAAAAGCUAUUGAACUCAGACUCUGACCAACAAAAUGGCCCUUCUCCCCGGGACGUCAUCUCGUUGAGGAACUCUGAACCGACAUUGAAGAUCUUUUCUAGAACGAUACCAAAAUGAGUGGAAGAGGAAAAGGAGGCAAAGGACUCGGUAAAGGAGGCGCCAAGCGUCACCGUAAAGUUCUCCGUGAUAACAUCCAGGGAAUCACCAAGCCCGCUAUCCGCCGUCUGGCUCGCCGCGGGGGAGUCAAGCGGAUCUCCGGUCUCAUCUACGAGGAGACCCGCGGUGUGCUCAAGGUCUUCCUGGAGAACGUCAUCCGUGACGCCGUCACCUACACCGAGCACGCCAAGAGGAAGACCGUCACCGCCAUGGACGUGGUGUACGCUCUCAAGAGGCAGGGCCGCACUCUGUACGGCUUCGGAGGUUAAACUGUCCCGUUAAAUUCAACAACUAAACGGUCCUUUUCAGGGCCACACAUCUUCUAACGAGCUAAAGUUUCCUUUGUACAAUUCUGAUCUUAUAAGUUGGGGAAACUAUCAUAAACAUGCAUGAAUUACUAUUGCAACAGAGCUGAGAACAUUUCCAGACUGUCUUCAC
This is a messenger RNA of Gambusia affinis (western mosquitofish), 1035 nucleotides long. Its product is annotated as histone H4. The coding region runs from base 555 to 866 and encodes 103 amino acids. Lineage: Eukaryota; Metazoa; Chordata; Actinopteri; Cyprinodontiformes; Poeciliidae. The record is from RefSeq and is a predicted model, not a curated record. Gene Ontology annotation, biological process: nucleosome assembly. The transcript is spliced from 2 exons. Gene Ontology annotation, molecular function: structural constituent of chromatin; DNA binding; protein heterodimerization activity. Gene Ontology annotation, cellular component: nucleosome.